This is a messenger RNA of Laccaria bicolor S238N-H82, 228 nucleotides long. RefSeq lists its product as uncharacterized. The transcript has 2 exons. NCBI's taxonomy places the organism in Eukaryota, Fungi, Basidiomycota, Agaricomycetes, Agaricales, Hydnangiaceae. Bases 1 to 228 code for a protein of 75 amino acids. The record is from RefSeq and is a predicted model, not a curated record.
AUGAGCCAACCAAAUGUCCUCCAGGGAGCUCAGAACAUUGUUAUAACUGACAGCAACAUAAACGUUGCCAAUGCUAUCAAUUACUACACUAGCACUGGCAACAGAACGAUAUAUGCAAUGAUUCCCAUAAAACCAAACUCAAGUAUUCAUUUCAUAGGACGGACCAACGUUCUUGCAAAACUGAAGAAACAUUUUACUGCCGAAAGCAAUGAUAAACUCCGCCAUUGA